CGGGGCCGCGGGAGGAGGAGGGAGGCGCCGGGGGCGCGCGCGCUGGGCGCUGCUGGGCUGCGGCGGCGGCGGCGGCGGUUACUAUGGCGGAGUCGGCCGGAGCCUCCCCAUUCUUCCCCCUCGUCGUCCUCCUGCUCGCCGGCGGCAGCGGACCCGGGCCCCGGGGAGCCCAGGCUCUGCUGUGUACAUGCACCAACUGCCUACAGGCCAACUACACGUGUGAAACGGAUGGGGCCUGCAUGGUUUCCAUCUUCAACCUGGACGGGAUGGAGCACCAUGUGCGCACCUGCAUCCCCAAAGAGGAGCUGGUCCCCGCCGGGAAGCCCUUCUACUGCCUGAGCUCCGAGGACCUGCGCAACACCCACUGCUGCUACACCGACUUCUGCAACAAGAUCGACCUGAGGGUGCCCAGCGGGCACCUCAAGGAGCCGCCUGAGCACCCUUCCAUGUGGGGCCCCGUGGAGCUGGUCGGCAUCAUUGCCGGCCCCGUGUUCCUCCUGUUUCUCAUCAUCAUCAUCGUUUUCCUCGUCAUUAACUAUCAUCAGCGUGUCUAUCACAACCGCCAGAGGCUGGACAUGGAAGAUCCCUCGUGUGAGAUGUGCCUGUCCAAAGACAAGACGCUCCAAGAUCUCGUCUACGAUCUCUCCACGUCGGGGUCUGGCUCAGGGUUACCGCUCUUCGUCCAGCGCACAGUGGCCAGGACCAUCGUCCUACAGGAGAUCAUUGGCAAGGGCCGGUUCGGAGAGGUGUGGCGCGGCCGCUGGAGAGGGGGCGACGUGGCUGUGAAGAUCUUCUCUUCUCGUGAAGAACGGUCUUGGUUCCGGGAAGCGGAGAUAUACCAGACAGUCAUGCUGCGUCACGAGAACAUCCUCGGAUUUAUUGCUGCUGACAAUAAAGAUAAUGGCACCUGGACACAGCUGUGGCUCGUCUCGGACUACCAUGAGCACGGCUCCCUGUUCGAUUAUCUUAACCGGUACACGGUGACGAUCGAGGGGAUGAUCAAGCUGGCCUUGUCUGCUGCCAGUGGGCUGGCGCACCUGCACAUGGAGAUCGUGGGCACCCAAGGGAAGCCUGGGAUUGCUCAUCGAGACUUAAAGUCGAAGAACAUCCUUGUGAAGAAAAACGGCAUGUGUGCCAUCGCAGACCUGGGGCUGGCCGUGCGCCACGACGCCGUCACUGACACCAUCGACAUCGCCCCGAACCAGAGGGUGGGCACCAAACGAUACAUGGCCCCUGAAGUGCUUGAUGAAACCAUUAACAUGAAGCACUUUGACUCCUUUAAAUGUGCUGACAUCUAUGCCCUCGGGCUUGUGUAUUGGGAGAUUGCUCGAAGAUGCAAUUCUGGAGGAGUCCAUGAAGAAUACCAGCUGCCGUAUUAUGACUUAGUGCCCUCUGACCCUUCCAUUGAGGAAAUGCGUAAGGUCGUGUGCGACCAGAAGCUGCGGCCCAACAUCCCCAACUGGUGGCAGAGUUAUGAGGCGCUACGAGUGAUGGGGAAGAUGAUGCGAGAGUGCUGGUACGCCAACGGCGCGGCCCGCCUGACCGCUCUGCGCAUUAAGAAGACCCUCUCCCAGCUCAGCGUGCAGGAAGACGUGAAGAUCUAACCGGCUUCCCUCACUGCCUGCAACCUGAGCAGCGAGGAUGCACGGAGCUGCCAUGUCGAGCGUACGACGGAGGCCUACCUCUCGUUUCUGCCCAGCCCUCUGGCCAGAAGCCUGGCCCGAAAGAGGGACGAGCCCGGGAGACCUGCUCACUCCCACGUUGGGUUUGAGACACAGAUUCCUUUUAUACUUACCUCCUCGUGGCAUGGAGACUCUGAGCGAAUUGUGUGAGAACUCAGUGCCACAACUCAAACUGGUUGUAGGGGAAGCCCCGCCCAACCCGGUGCUCCUGGGUAUAUCCAGGAGGGGCGACGGCACCUGGAGGGCCAGGUGAAGCUGAGUGCUGCGCAGCACUGAGAUUUUCCUCCAGGCACAGCCCAGCGCCGAGGCGGCCGGAGCUGCAGCGCAGCCCGCUGGCAGGCAGUGCUGGCCCCGUGCUCACCCUCCACGGACAUCGGCAGGGCUGCCCGCGGGGACAGAACCCGCUCCUGCCUGUCCAGCCAGGUGUGCAUGUGCUGAGGCGUGUCUCCUGUGGUGCCUGGUCCGUGCCACCGUGUGUGUGUGUGUGUGUGUGUGUGUGUGUGUGUGUACACGUACGUACAUGUGUGUGUCUAGGUGUGUACUUCCCUGCUUGAGCUUUCUGUGCAUGUGCAGGUCAGGGGUGUGUUCGUCAUACCGUCUUCGUGCUGGUGCCUCUGUUGAGUAGUGAGCAGCGUCUCGUUUUCUGGUGCCCUGCCCAGAGGUCUCCUCCUGGCCCCGGCCCCGGCCCCAGAGCUCUGAGCCACGGUUCCUCCUUUCCCACAGGCCCUCUGCCCGCCCGGGUGAGCACUGCUCUCCGUUUCAGACCAGAGCCAAAGCUGGCCCAGUUGUCCGUGGCAGGCGAGGCUUGUGGGUCCUAGUGUGCGGGAGGGGCGAGUGGACAGGGAAAGCAUCUUGGUGUGAGUCUGGGCGUGUGGGCAGCUGCCACCGUGGGAAACGAGCCAGCCCAGGGCACGGUCCUCGGCACAUCGAGGAAGGCUCGAGGCGUUGGAGCCCAGAGCUUGGGCUCGGAUUAGAAUGUCACAUCUGUCUUUCCCGUCCCGGAGUCUGGAAACAGCCGUGUAUAUUUUUGGUGGUGGUGGGUUUGGGGGGGAGGGGGAGGGGACAAGGAGUGGGGAGGGCGUGGGGGGGAGGCAUCUGCAUGGGUCUUUUACUGGAUUAUCUGAUGAUGGUGGAGGGAAGGUAGGAGGUUGUACCCACGUCAGGGGCCCUGCUAAAGGGAGCAGCCUGAGCCGAAUCAUAUUUAACCUGAAUGUAGUAUUUAACGACGUCUAGAAGCACGGUUGUGGGUGGUGGUUUGGUCACCAUAUCUUAGGUAUAUAAUAACUUUGAAGCCAUACUUUUAACUGGAGUGGGAUUUUUGUUUGUUUUGUUUUUUUUUUAAUUAUUUUAUUGGGAGGGUCUAGAUUUUAACUUUUUUUAAUAUUAAGUUUUUAUAAAAGAAAAACCAUCUCUAUGUGAUGAUUACCUCUCAAUUUAUUUGUUUUUAAAGAAAUCCCUACAAAAUCAACCACAAAAAAAAAAAAGAAAAAGCUCAAGUGCACAUAGCUCAAUCACACUGGAAUGUCUGUCCUUGUCCUGAGCCUGUCCCCGCUCCCCAGGAGAGUCCCGCCUGCCCUGGGGGCUCGUCUCUCUUGCUCUGCCCACCCCACCCCAGUCCCACGAGUGGUUUGGGGCCAGGGCCCUGCCUUUUGUGCAUUGUCCAGCCGGCUGCACCUUCUCCUCCAGGCAUUUGCUCUGCUCGUGUCGGGGCCUCUUGGUGCCAGGCACUGCGCUCGGUGCUGGGAAUAUGGCUGUGAGCGCUGAGGAAGGACCUGCUCCGUUAGUGGGGGCCUGUUUUGAGGCCAGAAGUUUGGUGCAGUCGUUGGUUCUGGAACGAUUGCUCUCCCAGAAGAAGACCGCUGAGGAGCCAGGAUGCCUCCCACGCCAGAGAGACGGGUGGUGGGCACCCGAGCCCGGUCACGGCGUUCCUCCUGAUCCUGCCUGCCCCGGGAGGCGUGUGGAUCCAGUGUCACAGCCGCCCUGCCUCCGGCCCAGCGAUUCUCUGCCAAAGCUUGUGGAGGAGGGGGCGCCCUCUCCCUGCCUCGUCUCCCGACGCCCCUGGCCCUUCUAUUUAUUUUCCUGACGUGUUGCCUCUUUCCUUGUGUUAAAGGAGAUUUCCCCCGUUUGGGCCAAUUUACUGGCUAUUGACUAAUUUCCCUUGAAUACCAAUUGUGUCAUCAGAGGACUUUCUUUCCUCACCUCUGCUGGCCCCUCGCCCCUCUGCCCUGCAGAACCUGGCGGGCUCUGAGUGAUAACGGGAAUAGACUCCUGUGCCCGUCACAACCCGCCUCUGGGAUCUGCCAACACUCCUCAGCCCAGGGACUCCCACGCCACUCGCCUGCUCCCUCGGUGGCCCUUCGUCCUCCCCGCAUGGGCAUCCAGCUCCUCCCCCCGGGGAAGGCUGGGUAGUUUUUUGGGGAAGCUCCCGUCCUCACCCUUGCCACUCUUAGCCGUAAGCGUUAGGAGUCUAGAGAGUUGGGAGAAACUACAGCCUGAAGCCGUGGUGUUUGGCCCCCUGGGCUCACCCUGACCCUUGGGGCCACCUGCACCUCUGGAUUCUGGACUCAGACCAAGACCAAGCCCGUUCUUCCGUUGCCAUCAAGGCCCCCGAACGGCAUUCUCGGUACUUCUGUUUGUUUUUGUACAUUUUAUUAGAAAGGACUGUAAAAUAGCCACUUAGACACUUUACCUCUUCAGUAUGCAAAUGUAAAUAGGUUGUAAUAUAGGAAAUCUUUUGUUUUAAUAUAAGAAUGAGCCUGUCCAAUUUCUGCUGUACAUUAUUAAAGUUUUAUUCACAGAGCUG
Molecule: messenger RNA, 4485 nt
Organism: Pipistrellus kuhlii (Kuhl's pipistrelle)
Lineage: Eukaryota; Metazoa; Chordata; Mammalia; Chiroptera; Vespertilionidae
Gene: ACVR1B
Product: activin A receptor type 1B
Exons: 9
Coding region: 84-1604 (506 amino acids)
Biological process (GO): nervous system development; protein phosphorylation; cellular response to growth factor stimulus
Cellular component (GO): activin receptor complex; plasma membrane
Molecular function (GO): activin receptor activity, type I; ATP binding; activin binding
Source: RefSeq, a predicted model, not a curated record